AUGGGUAAACAUACGAUUGGUAAUGAUAGAGGCUUGUUUCUAGAACUGGCAUGUCAGGAGGAGACACUUGUUACCAACCUCAAUCGAUUGGAGAGGGAUUUAAUCAGUCGACUGCCACUUUGUUUCAAACGCGAUGAGAUGCUUGGUCCAAAUGUAGAGUUCACAUCGGUACUGCCAUGUACCCAUGAACAGUAUCAGGAUCAGACCAUUGCAUUCAUUCUAGAGCUGAGUGAUUACAUUGAUCAUGAUCUAGACACAUCUGUCAUAUCAAAGUCACUGUUCAUUCACCAAGCAAUGAUCCUAAUCGAGAAGGUUCAAUCAUCGUUACGUAUAAUGAUGUCCAAUGUCAUCAACAUCUUUGGAUCAGGAUCACUCAAUAAGCUUCAGAUGAAGGAUCAGAAACAGCAGUCUAUCAAUGCACUAAUGUUUUGGUUCCGAUUCAAUACAUCGUUGAUACACUUGAUGGCCUCAAUCAAUCAUCAUCAUUGUACAAACAUACAGCAGAAUGAUGAUGAUCAGACAUCAUUGUUGGUCAAUAGUGUAUCAUAUAAUUACAUCAAGUACUUGAUCACAUUCAUCACUUCCAAUGCUCAUACCAACCAACAGUUAUUAACAGAGACCAAACCAUUUGUUGAUCAACUUGGUCGUGUGUUUGAAAGAUAUCACUCACAGACUACUCCAUCAUCCUCCUCCUCCUUUUGGACUCUAUUUGACAAGGUAUUCCAGAAGGUACAUUCUCGUGGCAAACAAUUAGAUGAGUAUCAGAGUCACUACAUCAAGUGUCUGGAUAUAGUUGUACAGUGUCAAUCAACAACAACAACAUGUUAUCAUUGGAUUGGUGUGUUCAACUUGGUCACCAACUAUUACAAUCAUCUAUGUGACGUUGUUGACAAAAAGAUGUUGAUGGAAAGGAUCACCAAUGGAAGACAACAUAUACUCAGACUGUUCCAACUCAUUCAUAGUCUAUCAACUCGCUGGAGUCUACCAUCGUUAGAGACCUACGAGCAAGAUAACGUCAUUGAAAUGUUCAACUAUAUGUUUGAUAUGGUCUAUGACGUAUCAUUCGCCAGCAACAACAGAGACAUUAAUCUGGAUCAAUACUUUGAGCGCUAUGUCAACAAUGCAGAUGACUGUGAAAGUACAUCAUCGUCAGGCGGCGGAAGAGAAGAUAAUCAUAUACAAUCAGAUGACUUGAUCAUUCUUUGGACAUUGAUAUUGAACACACACUUGAACAGACAGGUCAGCGAGUUAUGGACAAUGAAAUCAACACUCAUCGCUUCAAACCUACGAAAGAGUAUGAAGGACAACAUCACUGUCGUCAGACUUCAGACGAAACACACGUACGCACAGGACGAGCUCAUGAACAAACCCUUGCCAAAGAACUACUGGGAUUACUACCAAGUGGACCUUCGAAGAAAGAACUCUCAAGUACCUCUCAGUGUGCUGUGUCUAUACACCUGGACAUUGCUCACAAACAUCAGACAAUUGGCACUCAUCUCCCCGGCCAAACUCGCUACCACCACCGAGAUCAUCUCCAACAUGGACAAACUAUACAAACUCAUUGACUUGACGAAAGAUAUCAAGACAGCAUCAUCAGCAGCACAAGGUGAAGAGGUAGUGGUAUACAUUGAACAUAUCGUCAAGUCAUUCAUUGGCCUUAUGCCACUCGUUCGACAUUUACCACCAGUCAUAUCAAAGUUGGUUGAGCUACUCAAGACAAUCUUCAAGCUGUUCCACAGCAAAGUGGAUAUGAGCACUAUUCAUAGUCAUGAGAUGAUACUGGAAUGUUGUUGUGAGUUGAUCACACUUGAACAUUUGGCAUCACCAUCAUCGCCACUAUUCCUACUCAAGAAGGACAUUAGAUUGGAUCAAAUGCCAACCCUAUUCAAUCACCCAUUCACACCUGCAUCAAUAAGAUACAUGCAUGUUGUACUCAAUACAAUGCUGUCAAGUUGUGGCCCUGCUGUUGGUCUACAGUCACUUGAUAAAGAACACAAGAGUAUCAUUAUACAGUUCACCUGCUCCGUUCUACCAAACCUUAUUUACAUUCUAUGCGAUAUGGACAAUCCUUCCAAAAGGGUUCAUCAACAACUUGAAAGAACAGUCAUUGUUGAGUCAAUAGUAAUUGCCAAGGCUGCCAUUCCCAUUACGAUACUCUGUCACUUCACCAUCAAACUGGAAUAUCUGUUACGUGAUCCAAGUUAUAUGAUAAACAUAAUCAAAGAUCAUAAUGAUGAUGAUGACAUUCUAUCAAUGUUCCCGAUGCUGUUAUUAUACUUUGAGUAUGGUGCCAAGACUAGAAAGGUCAUUGAAUCCAUACUACCCAGAUUGAAUCAGCAUUGCUUUGACAAUCCCAUCACCACCUGUGUUCCUUUGUCCACAAUUGAAAGGAUGGAUACUCUUCGAAUAUUUAUCACUCACUUGGCCAAGUUAGAAUCAUCUCGAUUUAACAUCCAAACAAUCUUUAAGAACAUUGUAGACUUUGUCAAUGCAGAGAUUGGAAUAUCAGUUGAAGAGGAUUUCAUCAAAGUUGUAGAUACAUUGAUAGAGACUAUUCUCUCCAAAGUGGUUCUCAAUGUUAAAUUUGGCACUGCAUUGGCUACAUCACUACUUGGGACACAAGUAAUUCAACAGAGAGUGGCCAGAUUAUUCAAUGUCCUUCCAAUAUACACUGUUGGUCGUAAUUACAAAAGUUCCAACUUGGAAUUGUUCGCUUUGCACUUCUCGACCAUCCUCAUCAAAUCCGACUUUACCCUGGAUAGAACGACCAUUGACCUUAUAUCCAAUGAUACCACACUGCGAAGAGUCACUCUGAAGUGUAUAUGUUUACCUAUUAUCAAUGGACAGGCAGCUGAUGACUACUCUACAGGUGUAUUGCGAGUGAUCAAACAAAUCUAUAAGCAUUCCAAAGCACCAAAACAGUUCAUCAAAGAGUUUAGCCUACUUAUUCCAAAGAUUACUCCAUUCCUCAAUUCCAUUACCAGUACAACACCAUCUGCACUAGCAUUGCUUAAAGUUUUCUACGAGACACUCAGCACCAACUACCCUCUGGUCAAGUGCGACGACUACUACUACUCGACACAUUUGCCAAAGGAGAUCUUUAACAUGUACAGCCACUUUGUACAGUAUAGCAUUGAUGCCACACGAUCAAUCAUGUUAUCAGCGUCACCUGGCCACAGAGAGACAUCACAUGACAGCAACAGUGAUCUUAAAAUGUUCCUACAAGAAUUGCACCAAAACAUUGACCUCUGCAUAUUUGAAGGCCCCACAGGGAUUGCAGUGCCAAACUGUAGGAAACUAUUUGGUGGUCCAAUGAUUUCCCUUUCCUCAUCCACCUCUGUCAUCUCUCCAGAAUUGAAAGAACGACUAUGGAAACAAUCACUCAAGGUCCUCAGAGCACUCUACAACUUUGGAUCGUAUGGACGAAAGUUGAUCACCGACCAAAUACAUUCAUCGUCCAUGCUCUCUUUGUUCCGCAAGACAGAGUAUCACUCUCAGACCAUUAAAUUCUUACAAAGUCUUGGCGUUAUUGGGAUGACAUAUCUAGAGUACCUGAAUAUUCUAUGA
Acytostelium subglobosum LB1 is the source of this 3567-nucleotide messenger RNA. RefSeq lists its product as hypothetical. The coding region runs from base 1 to 3567 and encodes 1188 amino acids. NCBI's taxonomy places the organism in Eukaryota, Evosea, Eumycetozoa, Acytosteliales, Acytosteliaceae. The record is from RefSeq and is a predicted model, not a curated record. The transcript has 10 exons.